AUGGACACUGAUGAUUGUCAAUUGCUCAUAGAUACUCUGGCACAGACACACCAGUCGGAAAAUGUUCAGACAAAGACUUGUGCCACCCAGCUGUCCUACAGAAGACCACUGUCAAAGAGUGUCCGCAUUCAAGUGAAACCGCAUAGGAACGAAAUAGGAUGCCAGACCAUGCAGAAGAGGCCAAUAAUGAAAGAUGCAGAGACCCAAUGUAACAUCAUAAAAACACCAGUUUUGCAGCAGAUAAAAAAUAAUACAACAGAACAAGAUCUUGACAUUUCAUGGACUUCAACAAAUCAACUAGAUGACACUAGUGACUUGUCCUACUGCCCAUCAGAUCAGACUGAAGUGAACUCAGAAUGUGAUGAGAAUAUGGAACUGAGCCAAGUGUUUGGGACAAGGGUGAAAGUAGAGCAGACUUGUGGUACAUGUGGCUAUAAUUGGGAAUGGAAGAGUCAACACAUGAUUGGUUCAAUCCCAUAUGGAAAUCUUCGCUUGUCAUGUGGUAUCCUUUUUGCUGGAUUUCCGCCAUCCAAGGCUUUACGAGUGUUUGAUUUCAUGAAUGUGCCUUCCAUAUCAAAUGACACUUUUCUGAAACAUCAGAAGCAUUAUCUACAGCCUGUCAUUGUGGAUGCAUGGGAAUCUAGCAGGAGGGAACAUAUACAGGAGGCUAAGGCAGAUAGAAGGACUAUAUCUAUCGGCGGAGAUGGGCGAUGCGACACUCCAGGUCAUUCUGCUAAAUUUGGCAGUUAUUCAGUCAUGGACUUGGAUGAUGGCAGAGUUCUUGAUAUCCACUUGGUUCAGAGCAAUGAAGUGAAAUCAAGCUGUCACGUGGAAAAAGAGGGAUUAGCACGAAGUGUGAAAUUUUUGAUGGACCAUGGGUUAGAGGUCAACACCCUGGUGACAGACAGACAUGUCCAAAUAAGGAAGUGGGUUCGUGAGAACAUGGCCGGUACAAAACAUUGCAUAGAUGUCUGGCAUGUUGCAAAAGGUAUAAAAAAGAAAUUGCUCAGCAUCUCGAAAGAGAAAGACUGUGAGGAGAUCCAUGAUUGGAUAAAAAGCAUUUCCAACCAUUUGUACUGGAUGGCGGCCUCUACUCCAAAUGCUGAUCCUGAAACCAUGUGGCAGAAGUGGGCUUCCUUGGAGAAGCACAUCCAAAAUAUCCACGAAGGACACGGAACCAAGUUCCCUCAUUGCCUCCAUCCCAGUCUCAAUGGACGGGAAAGAAGGAGGAAAUGGUUAAAACCAGGGACAAAAAGCAUGGUCCAGAUAGAAAAAAUUAUCGACUCGAGGCAAAUGAGACUGGACAUCCCAAUGUUGUCCACAAAAUACCAGACAUCAGAGGUUGAGGGAUACCAUUCGGUAAUCAACCAAUUUGCCCCCAAAAUGCAUAGGUUUUCCUUCAAUGGAAUGAAGUGCAGGCUCAUUUUAGCUGCACUCCAUUUCAAUGAAAACAGUGGCAGAGAGCAGGCUCAAACAAAACAAGGGGAUCUGUGCUAUAAGGUUACAUUUCCCAAACACAAGAAAGGCGGUUAUACCCUGAGGGAAGUCAAAACUGAAUCAACAUUUAAUUAUGCCAAGGUCCUGAUUGACAGUGUUAUGUCGAGGACAGAAAAUGUGAGCAUAUUAGUCAUCUCGGGAACUUCAAGAAAAUGCUCCCCCACCCCUGUGCAGUUCAUUUGA
Ylistrum balloti is the source of this 1680-nucleotide messenger RNA. RefSeq lists its product as uncharacterized. NCBI's taxonomy places the organism in Eukaryota, Metazoa, Mollusca, Bivalvia, Pectinida, Pectinidae. The transcript is spliced from 9 exons. The coding region runs from base 1 to 1680 and encodes 559 amino acids. The record is from RefSeq and is a predicted model, not a curated record.